Messenger RNA from Callithrix jacchus (white-tufted-ear marmoset), 541 nucleotides. The record is from RefSeq and is a predicted model, not a curated record. Lineage: Eukaryota; Metazoa; Chordata; Mammalia; Primates; Cebidae.
UGAACCACCACGCCCGGCCCCUCUAGCUUUCUUUUUAAUCCCCCAAAUCAGAUCACUGGAGUGCCCCACCAUGUCAGACGCAGUGGUAGACACCAUCUCCGAAAUCACCACCAAGGACUUGAAGGAUAAGAAGGAAGUUGUGGAAGAGGCGGAAAAUGGAAGAGACGUCCCUGCUAAUGGGAAUGAGAAUGAGGAAAAUGGGGAGCAGGAGGCUGACAAUGAGGUAGAUGAAGAAGAGGAAGAAGGUGGAGAGGAAGAAGAAGGUGAUGGUGAGGAGGAGGAUGGAGAUGAAGAUGAAGAAGCUGAGUCUGCUAUGGGCAAGCGGGCAGCUGAAGAUGAUGAGGAUGACAAUGUCGAUACCAAGCAACAGAAGACUGACGAGGAUGAUUAGACAGCAAAAAAGGAAACGUUAAACUAAAAACAACAACAACAAAAAGGCUGCCGUGACCUAUUCACCCUCCACUUCCCGUCUCAGAAUCUAAACAUGGUCACCUUUGAGUAGAGAGCUUGGCUGGUCUGCCCACCCUCCGCGGGCGGUGCA